AUGAUAUCCCGGAAACCUGAACCUCAAGCACUGUCCAUACGAACAAACUCGAUCAUAUCCUCUCCUGCCUCGUCUUUCGACGGGUUCGACGGCGGGGAAAUCAAAAUGGCCCUCUCCGACUGCCAAAAGGCACCCUUGACCGUCUCCAUACCCAAAAACAUCCCCAGCCCACACAGCCGGAAACCCAACCUGGCCGAGAUCCUCGCCAACAAUGCACCGCCGCCAUACACAUUGACCUCCUUCAUGGCCUUCCUGUCCCAAAACCACUGCCUCGAGAAUCUGGAAUUCACUAUGGACGCUUCCAGGUAUCGCAAGCACUACUCCAAGAUGGUCAACCGCCACCCGGGGACCCCCAUUUCUCCUCUGUCAGACGAGUGUGCCUACGUCCUCAUGCUUUGGCGCCGCUUGAUAGACGCCUACAUCCGGGAAUCUGGACCACGCGAGGUCAAUCUCCCCGCCGAGGUUCGUGAUAACCUGCUGGCUCUGUCAGACUCUUAUGUACCACCCCACCCAUCCACUCUGGAUGAGGCUGUUGCCAAGAUCUACGAGCUCAUGGAGGAGGGCGUGCUUCUGUCCUUCCUGAACUCUGUCAGUCCUCAGAGUGCCCACCCUAGCAUCAUGAGCCAUGAGAGCUACACGGCCAGUGUCAACCGCUCCGCAACCCGCAGCUACGAUGAACGCAGUGUCUCCCACAAGCACGUUCCUGCCCAUCAGCGUGCGUCGGCGCCCUCGUCACUGACGGCUGGCUUCAUGCACUCUCGUCCCUUCUCGCACUCCCGCUUCCACUCCCAGCCAACCUCGUCUGGCUCUCCUGUUACUCGCGUCACCUCUGGCUACACCAGUGGCAGUGAUACCAUGACCGAUGACACAGGCAGUGCAAGCCCUUCCAUGAGCGAUCCCCUCACCCCUCCAGGCACACCACCCAUGAGCGACUACCCAAUGGUUGAAUCCACCCACAUUUACUACGAGAAUGGAUCCCACAGCGGCACGCCCAGCCCCCGCACAAGUCGCGUGGAGCACAAUGGCAUCGGUGCUGCUACCAGAGAUAGCUGGAAGCGCGUCAGCAGCAAGCUUUGGCCCAAGAAGAAGAGCGGUGGCCAGCUGCGAGAGGACGAGCACAUGGUCGUCGACUCACCUGGAGGCUUCAUCUAG
Messenger RNA from Ascochyta rabiei, 1152 nucleotides. RefSeq lists its product as uncharacterized. The record is from RefSeq and is a predicted model, not a curated record. The coding region runs from base 1 to 1152 and encodes 383 amino acids. NCBI's taxonomy places the organism in Eukaryota, Fungi, Ascomycota, Dothideomycetes, Pleosporales, Didymellaceae. The transcript has 2 exons.